Coregonus sp. 'balchen' is the source of this 2006-nucleotide messenger RNA. The record is from the annotation of a GenBank genome assembly. NCBI's taxonomy places the organism in Eukaryota, Metazoa, Chordata, Actinopteri, Salmoniformes, Salmonidae.
AUGGAGGAUGAAAUGAUGCAGCCCCCUCUCAGCAAUAGCCACGUGUGCUCACAUGAAAAUGCUAAAAAUCAUGACUAGGGCCUGACCAGAGCCCUGAGAUUUCCUGCUCAGGUCAGGUGGAAAGGAAAAACAAUCAAUAAAUAUUUAUUUCCCAGUAAUGCUUUUGUAAUGUCUAUCAGUAUCAGAACUUCAUCUAUUCACAACAACAUGGAGCACCAGGACAUUCUAUUUCUGCAGUGACAUCAUCAUUAUUUUCUUGCAGGUCAGAGCACUGCUUUGCCCCCUGUCUUCAUCCCAGUUGCCCUCCAGCGUGAGGGCGUGUCUACUGCAUCACCAGCCCUCCCAAUGGUCAAUGAAGAUCGGGAUCCGGGGCCAGUGCCAGGUCCUGCCAAUCAGACCUCACCAGACCAAGGGGAUGGAGCCCCAACCAAACCAGCUGUUACCAAUGGCGACAAGCUGCGCCAAUCAGAUUCUGUUACAGACGCUGGUGACAGGGAUGACAUGGCUGUGACCAAUCAGAUGACCAUGUCUCCACCUGCACACACAGUCAACACUGUUACCACCACCCAAGCAAAUGCCACUCUCGCAGGUACAGUAACCCAAAGGAUAUUUAACUUCUAUCAGCGUCAUUAAGCCUGCCUAUAUUCCCCAUGGUUACCCUGAGGUAGUCUGUAUGUAUGUCUGUAUGUAAUACUGUUGUCAUUCUAUUAUUCUGUGACUUUCUCUCAGCCGCUCCACUCACCUCGUAGCUCUGUUUAGAUAGUGUACAGUCUGAAAAUAGACAGCUGCAUUCUGCAAAAGCUGCUUAUUUGCAAACACAGAAGCUUGCCUCAGGCUCCACCCACCAUCAGGCAGCAUACCAGGGGAAUAGAAAGUCUCCAUCUUUCCCUUCUAUCAUGGUAUGCCCUGGGCCUGGCUCCCUGUGUGCCUUGGCAACAGGGAGUAGAGGGGUGUUGAGUAGUGUAGAGGGGGAUUUGGCAACCUGAUGUAGGAGGUGUCGUUUUAACAAAUAUAACUCUCUCUGUCGAUGCUGAGCGAGUCUCUCUCUCUCUCUCAUUCCUCUCCUUUUGCUUUCAAAUAAUAAUGAGUAGAACCUCAUUUAGGAGAAGCAGUAAUACUGUUGUAAUUCUAUUUCUUUAUGACUUUCACUCAGACGUUCCAGACAGCUCCUCCUCCUCAUCCCCUGUGAAGAGCACCUCCCCUGCAGGACUGCCCUCCACCAUAGGGGACACUACUAGCCACCCCUCCAACCUAGGGGACACUACUAGCCACCCCUCAACCCUAGGGGGCACUACCCACCCUGGCUCCGCUGGAGGACACCUCACCACCUCUACUCCUCCCGCCUUAGAUACCACCCCACUUCCAUCCCAUGUUUUAAUACCGAUCCAGUCCUCUGUCCAACCCAGCACCCCCACCCUGAUCCCUUCCCCAACCCAACCCCUCACCAUGGAGCGCCCCCAGACCUCUGCCCCAGUCCACGUCCCUGUCAGCCCGCCUCAACAGGAGGUUCCAUCGGAGCUCAACGUUGGAGAUGAGGGUAAGGUGAUAAUUUACCAAUUAACCAAUCAAAUAAUUCACUCAUUAUCCAGUUAACAAAUUACACAACAAAUUAGCCAAUCAAUCAAUCAAUCAAUCAGUUAACGUGUUGUUCCAGACAAAGGUCCACACCUCCACUCUCCUCUGGACCCUCUGCUGGCUGGCCUGGUCUCUGUCUUCAUCGUCACCACAGCCGUAGUCUCUGUCGUCCUCUUCCUCAAGUUCCGCCAACGGACCGACCACCCGGACUUCCACCGGCUGCAGGAUCUACCCAUGGUGAGCAUACAACACUGGACAUGUUGUAUUCAGGUCUUCUAUGGCAUAACAUUUUAUUAAUGUGGGAUAUAUGAUUUCAAUGAAUUUGAAGUGAUAUAGUGUUUGGCAACAUUAUGACUCUCUUGUUUUGUCUUCCUGUCCAGGACGACUUGAUGGAAGACACGCCGCUUUCAAGAUACACUUACACUUACUGA